AUGUCUGUUCCGGCUUCCCAUCUUCUUCCAACAACAGAUGGUUUGGAAGCAAUCACUCUCAAAUUACCGUCGUACUCCUUCCUCAUUCAGCAUUCCUCGGGACGAGCCCUACUAUUCGACCUCGGUCUUCGCAAAGACUAUUGGAAACAUACGGGCAUACCAACCAGAGCACCACCGGGGUGGCAAAUUGAUGUAGACAAGAACGUAAGCGACAUUCUCGAGGAGAACAGCGUGCCACUUGUGGACAUCGAAGCCGUCAUCUGGAGUCAUCAUCACGCCGAUCAUGUCGGGGACGUAACCAUGUUCCCUCCCAGUACGAAGGUUAUCGUCGGCCCCAAGUUUAAGGAGCAUUACGUCUCACCUUCUCUGGAGAGAACUCCCGACUUGAAUCUCCUCGCAGAAAAUAUGAAGGGCGGUCGUGAGCUCGUCGAGGUGUCAUUCGACGAUGCCGAGAAAGGGUUGAAGGUCGGGCCCUCUCGAGCAUAUGAUUACUUCGGAGAUGGAAGCUUCUAUCUUCUCGAUUCGCCUGGUCACACCUAUACACACAUGGCCGCUCUAGCUCGGGUGACGACCAGUCCCGAAGAUGCCAGCCGGAACAGCUUUAUUCUGAUGGCAGGUGACACAUGCCAUUUUCCAGGUCAGCUUCGGCCUACGGUGAAUCGCUCGAUUCCCAAAGAGUGUCCUACGGUCCAGUCGUUGUGCCCUGGGGUCCUGCUACAGAGGCUUUUGGAAAGGAGCGAGUCCGGGCCACUCUUCGGUGUUGAUGAAAAGAAUGUGGUGGAUUUCAUUCAGGCGCAGAAAUCAGUCCAAAGGCUUCAGUCAUUCGAUUCCAUGGAUAAUGUUUGGGUCAUCGUGGCACAUGAGCAGGCGCUGCUCGACAACAUAGAAUUCUUCCCGGCUAAUCUGAACGACUGGAAGGAAAAGGGGUAUUCGGACAAAGUCCGUUGGGGCUUUUUGAAAGCGCUAGAGAAAUGA
Penicillium olsonii is the source of this 975-nucleotide messenger RNA. The record is from the annotation of a GenBank genome assembly. NCBI's taxonomy places the organism in Eukaryota, Fungi, Ascomycota, Eurotiomycetes, Eurotiales, Aspergillaceae.